This is a messenger RNA of Jaculus jaculus (lesser Egyptian jerboa), 1867 nucleotides long. RefSeq names its product LCK proto-oncogene, Src family tyrosine kinase (gene Lck). Lineage: Eukaryota; Metazoa; Chordata; Mammalia; Rodentia; Dipodidae. The record is from RefSeq and is a predicted model, not a curated record. The coding region runs from base 4 to 1533 and encodes 509 amino acids. The transcript is spliced from 12 exons. Gene Ontology annotation, cellular component: extrinsic component of cytoplasmic side of plasma membrane. Gene Ontology annotation, biological process: innate immune response; B cell receptor signaling pathway; T cell differentiation. Gene Ontology annotation, molecular function: ATP binding; non-membrane spanning protein tyrosine kinase activity; signaling receptor binding.
ACCAUGGGCUGCUGCUGCAGCUCAAACCCUGAGGAUGACUGGAUGGAAAACAUCGAUGUGUGCGAGAACUGCCAUUAUCCCAUAGUUCCGCUGGAUGGCAAGACCACGCUGUCCAUCCGGAAUGGUUCGGAAGUUCGCGACCCACUGGUCACCUAUGAGGGCUCCAACCCACCAGCCUCCCCACUUCAAGACAAUCUGGUUAUCGCUCUGCACAGCUAUGAACCUUCCCAUGAUGGAGACCUGGGCUUCGAGAAGGGUGAACAGCUCCGCAUUCUGGAGCAGAGCGGCGAGUGGUGGAAGGCUCAGUCCCUGACCACGGGACAAGAAGGCUUCAUCCCCUUCAACUUCGUGGCCAAAGCCAACAGCCUGGAGCCUGAACCCUGGUUCUUCAAGAACCUGAGCCGCAAGGACGCGGAGCGGCAGCUUCUGGCGCCGGGGAACACGCACGGAUCCUUCCUGGUGCGGGAAAGCGAGAGCACCGCGGGAUCCUUUUCUCUGUCUGUCCGGGACUUCGACCAGAACCAAGGCGAAGUGGUAAAACAUUACAAGAUCCGUAACCUUGACAACGGCGGCUUCUACAUCUCCCCUCGAAUCACUUUUCUCAACCUGCAUGAACUGGUCCGCCAUUACACCAGUAACGCUGAUGGGCUGUGCACGCGGUUGAGCCGUCCUUGCCAGACCCAGAAGCCCCAGAAACCGUGGUGGGAGGACGAAUGGGAGGUUCCCAGGGAGACGCUGAAGUUGGUUGAGCGGCUGGGGGCCGGCCAGUUUGGGGAGGUGUGGAUGGGAUACUACAACGGACAUACGAAGGUGGCAGUGAAAAGCUUGAAGCAAGGCAGCAUGUCUCCUGACGCAUUUCUGGCCGAGGCCAACCUCAUGAAGCAGCUGCAGCACCAGCGGCUGGUCCGGCUCUAUGCCGUGGUCACCCAGGAGCCCAUCUACAUCAUUACGGAAUACAUGGAGAACGGGAGCCUAGUGGAUUUUCUUAAGACUCCUGUGGGUAUCAAGUUGACCACCAACAAACUCUUGGACAUGGCAGCCCAGAUUGCAGAGGGCAUGGCAUUUAUUGAAGAGCGAAAUUACAUUCACCGCGACCUUCGGGCUGCCAACAUCCUGGUGUCUGACACCCUGAGCUGCAAGAUUGCAGACUUCGGGCUAGCACGCCUCAUUGAGGACAAUGAGUACACGGCCAGGGAGGGAGCCAAAUUUCCCAUUAAGUGGACAGCACCAGAAGCCAUUAACUAUGGGACAUUCACCAUCAAGUCAGAUGUGUGGUCUUUUGGAAUCCUGCUGACAGAGAUUGUCACCCAUGGCCGCAUCCCCUACCCAGGGAUGACCAAUCCAGAGGUGAUUCAAAAUCUAGAGCGCGGCUACCGCAUGGUACGACCUGACAACUGCCCGGAAGAACUGUACCACCUCAUGAUGCUCUGCUGGAAGGACCGCCCAGAGGACCGGCCCACCUUUGACUACCUGCGCAGCGUUCUGGAGGAUUUCUUCACGGCCACAGAGGGCCAGUACCAGCCCCAGCCUUGACAGGCCCAGCUGGCCCAAGGCCCUCUCUCAUCUUAGUGGUUUGUGGAGAUGGAGUUCUUGUGCCUUACCCAUGUGGCCUAUACCCACAUGGACUCUGCACAUGAAUCUUGCCCAUGUGCAACACAUGUGCAUUUGGUACCCUGUACACAAGUCCUGUAGUAGUGUCUUGUACAGUGGGGCCUGUGCACGUAUGUCUUGGGCACCAACCAAGCUGUCUCUUUCUGAACACUCUUGUUUCCUGAGGCCUCAGAGAGGGGAGAAGUCCUGAGACUGAACCGUGCUGUCCCCACUUUUCUCUCCUCAGGUCACCCAGGAUCUCCUUGUGGACUAGCAU